Plasmodium malariae is the source of this 1476-nucleotide messenger RNA. Its product is annotated as PIR protein. The record is from RefSeq and is a predicted model, not a curated record. Bases 1 to 1476 code for a protein of 491 amino acids. The transcript has 3 exons. Lineage: Eukaryota; Apicomplexa; Aconoidasida; Haemosporida; Plasmodiidae.
AUGGAAAAUUUGACUGAACAAGAAUUGAAUCAAAUUUUAGAAGGAUCUCCAUCAAGCAAUAUAUAUAAUGAAUUAAAUAAACAAGCAAAUAAAGGCUCGUAUGACGAAUACUGUAAAUCUUUCAAGGAAAUAAAUAAUAAUGGUAAAGAAGGGAGUUAUGAUCUUUGUAUUCAAAUUGCCAGAAAUGCAGAGAAUUUAUCAAGAAGGAAAAAUGAAAGAAAAUAUAUAUAUAAUUGUUUACACUACACCUAUUGGUUAUAUUACAAAAUAAAGACAAUUUUUGAAAGUAAGUUGAAAAAUGAUGAAUAUAAAUCUCAUAUUGAAACAUUCUUAAAAGCGAAAAAUAGUAUAAAUACAGCUUAUUAUGUACAUAGCUGUCAAGAUAACCUUCAAGGUGACUUUUUACAAGGAUUAAAUAAGAAGGUGGAAGAAAAAUAUUUGUUUGAUUACUUUGAAAAUUAUGAUUCUAUUAAAACUUACGCAUCUUGUCAACGUGUUACAUUUAAAAAAUACAAGGAAUAUCUUUCUAAUAUUAGUAAACUAUAUAAGACGCAUAAAAAUAAUAAUGAAUGCUGUAAAGAUCCAUUUUGGUCCGAUUGUUACGACUACUUUAAAUGUAACAGUGAGUUUGAUCCUAAAACACUACUGAAGUCAUUAGAGGAUAAGGGAAAUAAAAAAUGCGAUAUCUUAAAACAAUUAGAGAAACCUUCAACAACUGUUAUUCCAAAUAUGACUGCUGGUUCCCAAAAAGACUUUAUAGAUUCAAAUUAUUUUUUUAGGUGUACAUAUAUUAAUGGUGACAAUCCUGAAAUUACCAAACUUGAAGGUGGAAAACUUAAAUGUGACGUGCUUCCAGCAUCUCAUAAAUCUCUUAGUAUGGAAUAUACCCCGUUUUCUCAACCUCCACCCGACCAUGUUACUUUUACCACCAGUGGAGGAACAAGAACUUUAGAGGAUACCAAAUUACAAAGUCAAAACACAGGAUCAAACGAAAACUCAGAACAACAAAGACAUUCACCCUCGCCAAAGAUAUUAACUCUAAGAGUACCUCAAUCAAUCAGAGGAAAAGCAGAUUGUCCAAUACCAGGAUUUGUAAAAGAUGUAUUAGGAAAAUGCAGGGAACCAAGUGUACGAGAAACAGGAACUAUUGGAUUAAAGCUGAAUACAUAUCACCCCGAAAAAACGAGAGCUUAUAUCUCAUUCGACAAUAAUAGUAUUUAUUCUAGUAUAUUCAAAAAUAAUGUAUUCCGUGUUGGUAUCGCAUUUACGUUGAUAGUGGGAAUAUUUUCCACCAUUUUCAUUUAUUAUAAAUUUACUCCCUUUGGAAGAAGUUUUCAUAAAAAGGUAUCAAGGAAAAAAAGAAUUAAUGAUUAUUAUGAUGAUCCGCAUAUGCGGCAUUUUAUAAUCCGUGCUCCAAAAUCGGUUAAAAGGAAAGUCGGAGAUAAGGGAUUACGUUUUUCGUAUUAUUCUAGGUGA